This is a messenger RNA of Osmerus eperlanus (European smelt), 1012 nucleotides long. It is a transcript of the gene kctd4, whose product is annotated as potassium channel tetramerization domain containing 4. Gene Ontology annotation, biological process: protein homooligomerization. The coding region runs from base 227 to 1003 and encodes 258 amino acids. The transcript has a single exon. Gene Ontology annotation, molecular function: protein binding. NCBI's taxonomy places the organism in Eukaryota, Metazoa, Chordata, Actinopteri, Osmeriformes, Osmeridae. The record is from RefSeq and is a predicted model, not a curated record.
GAGAGAAAAGCAGUGAGCGGCAGACUCAGCUGACUGCCAGUGCGCUCGGCGCUCCGCUUCAAGUAAGAAUCCUUCGGCGCUGCCAUCGCACACUGCUCCGUGACUCUACCCCCCCCCAUACCCAAUCAAGUCUUCCGCUGCACGGCCCCACGCACGCACAGACCUCGCUCCCGUGGGCUGCGGGUGAAGACGGCGGUCUGGGAAGGCUGGAGCGAGCAGGAGAGGCAUGGAAUGGAACCUCAAAAGGAUGGAGAGUGAACUGAGGCAGAUCAACCCAGACUUGCUCCAGCCCAGCAAGAGCUUCAAGAAGCCCUCCUCGGGCACCAUCACUCUCAACGUAGGGGGCUUCCUGUACGCUGCCCACCGGACCACCCUAACCCGCCACCACGGUUCGGUGCUGGACGAGCUGGCCAGCGGGAAGAAGGCCGUCCAGCACACCGACUCCAUGGGCAACCCCUUCAUCGACCGCGACGGGCCCGUGUUCCGGCACAUCCUCAACUUCCUCCGAACGGGCGACCUGCAGCUACCCGAUGACUUCCGGGAGGCGGGACUUCUGCGGCGGGAGGCGGAAUUCUACCGGCUGAGUGAGUUGGUGGAGGCGGUCGCGGAGUGGGAGGGGCAGCGGGCGGCCCAGCGAGAGCCCGCCUUCCUCGAGGUGACCGACAGCCACGAGAGGUCGCAGGGCCUCAAGGUGUACUGCAGCGAUCCCGCCUUCAUCGAGAAGGUCAAAGGUCGCCUGGUGCAGAUCUCCAAGUCGCGUCUGGACGGCUUCCCCGAGGAGUUCGAGGUGUCGUCCAACGUGAUCCAGUUCCGCCACUUCAUCAAGUCGGAGCCGGGCUCGCGGCUGGUGCUGAAGCAGGACAGCACCUUCCUGUGCACCCUGGAGUGUCUGAAGCUGGAGACGGUGAUGCUGGCCCUGCGAGGGGGCUUCCGUCUCAUCACCAGCCUGGACAGCAGCAAGGGCUCCGUGGUGGUCGCGGAGGCCCUGCACUUUGUCAAGUAGAGGGCAAGG